CCACCUUGUGUCACGCUGCAAAAAUGUCUUUGACUGAUGCCCUGGUCAUUAUUGGUGGAUUCACAUUAGUUUUCUACUCCAUGAAAGCGGCCAGGAAGUGUUACUGCGGAUUCAGAGAGUUUAUUUUAUCGAAAUUUUGGCAAGUGGAUUUGAGGACUUAUGGGCAAUGGGCAGUUGUCACAGGUGCCACAUCUGGUAUUGGAAAAGCAUACGCCAUGGAGCUCGCUCAGAGAGGCCUGGAUAUUGUUUUAGUCAGCAGAUGUGAUGAGAAGCUUCGACAGGUGGCCAAAGAGAUUGAGGGUCAGUACGGUCGAAAGACUCACACCAUACGAGUGGACUUCACGCACGGCCCUAAUAUCUACCCUUUAAUAGCCAAGUGUCUCCAAGGUCUCGAAAUUGGAAUUCUGGUGAACAAUGUGGCGAUGUCCUACUCUGACGAUUUCGCCUCAUUCCUCGAAAUUGCAGAUGCUGAACAGAAAAUCACGGAGGUUCUCGACUGUAAUGCCCUCUCUGUUGCUCAAACGACAAGAUUAGUUUUGCCCGGCAUGCUUGAACGGAAAACAGGAUUGAUCAUUAAUAUCUCCUCACAAGUGGGAAUCCAUCCGCAGCCUCUGCUGGCCCUUUACUCCGCCACCAAGGCGUUUGUGAUGUAUUUCUCUCAGUGUCUGCAUGCUGAGUACAAGGCAGAAGGGAUUACAGUCCAGUGCGUUGUGCCCUUCCUGGUUUCCACCAACAUGAACAAAAUGAAAAGCGGCGGCCACGUGAAGAGCGCUGCAGCUUUCGCCCGAGAAGCCUUGAACACAGUGGGUUACACCAGCUACACCAGCGGCUGUCUGUUGCACGCGCUGCAGAGCUUUGCUAUUGGCUUACUCAUCCCAGACUGUCUGCGUAUGUCCUCGUUCCUUGUGGCAAAGCUACAUGACAUGGCACACCGGAGAAAAAUUCAAAAAGGACUGCGCAAGGGGGUUCAUACGGAUUCAUAAAGGAACAAACAAUGCACUCCUGCCUGCACUUUACAAUGGAUGGACGCUAAAAUAGUUUUUUGUAGGGUCACUGACAAGCGAGUGUAAUCAACAUUUUAUAUAUUCGAAAUUCAAAUCAGCUUUUUCAGAUGAUAUUCCAUCUCACAUAAAAGUGGAGAUGCAUGUUCUUUUUUGGAAGGCAACAUAUUUAUAACAUUUGGAUAUUUGAAGAGUUGUCACAAUUAUUCUCGAUAUCGACAGAUACUGUACGGUGACGAUAUUUUAUUACACUUAAGCUUUCAGGAAGUUACAAAGAUUACGAUACACAGACGAU
Hippocampus zosterae (dwarf seahorse) is the source of this 1296-nucleotide messenger RNA. RefSeq names its product hydroxysteroid (20-beta) dehydrogenase 2 (gene hsd20b2). Lineage: Eukaryota; Metazoa; Chordata; Actinopteri; Syngnathiformes; Syngnathidae. The record is from RefSeq and is a predicted model, not a curated record. Gene Ontology annotation, cellular component: endoplasmic reticulum. The transcript is spliced from 11 exons. Gene Ontology annotation, molecular function: oxidoreductase activity. Bases 24 to 983 code for a protein of 319 amino acids.